Molecule: messenger RNA, 943 nt
Organism: Egretta garzetta (little egret)
Lineage: Eukaryota; Metazoa; Chordata; Aves; Pelecaniformes; Ardeidae
Product: poly(U)-specific endoribonuclease-A
Exons: 6
Molecular function (GO): RNA endonuclease activity
Source: RefSeq, a predicted model, not a curated record
CUUGAAGAAAUAACAGCAUGUGUAUUUUUUAAUGUGCAUUUCUCUGGAUUUCUUGACAGGAAGGCCUUAAAUCAUGAACUUUCUAAACUUUUCAACAAGAUGUGGGACAUGGAUGUUAACCGCCUUAUGCCUGGGAAAGACUACACAAUUGAUUUGCAGGGCAAAGCAGGUGCCACACAGCAAGGUGACAGUGCUGUCCAGGACAGCGCAGCCAGACAUCUGUUUCACAACGUAAAUGAAGAACGCCUGAAGAGCAUAAAAACUUUUGCAACUUUUAUUUCCUUAUUGGACAACUAUGAGAGAUCAACCGGUGUAGCAGAAGUAGUGACUCCAGGAGAAAUAGCUGAAAACAAUUGUUUUCUUGAUGCUAUCUUAGCGACAGAAGUCAUGAAACUAGCUCAUGAAUAUCUGCUUAAAAAAAACCUAGCAAAGCCAAAACUUGCCGAUUUCAAACAUCAGCUCUAUGACAUCUGGUUCCAGCUCUAUGCCAGGAAAGAAGGAGACAGACCUGAUUCUUGCGGCUUUGAACAUGUUUUUGUUGGAGAAACAAGGCGUGGUAAACAGAUCCUAGGUUUGCACAACUGGGUGCAAUUUUACCUUCAGGAAAAGCUCAACCAAAUUGACUACAAGGGAUAUGUUGCUCGGAAGAACAAAACCAGGCCUGACCAAGAUGACCAAGUUUUGAGCAUCCAGUUCAGCUGGAAGGGCUCAGUCAAGCCAAUUGGAAGCAUCUUUAUUGGUGUCAGCCCGGAGUUCGAAUUUGCCCUUUACACCAUCAUUUUCCUGCUGGCUGAAGAAAGAGUCACACGUGAAACAGUGAAGAUAGAGGAAUAUGAGCUACAGAUGGUUGUUUGCCGCCAUGGGCACCACAUUGGAACAGCAUAUCCAGUACUCCUCAGCACCAGUAGUGAAGACUAGUACUUAGAGUGAUAAGGCAACAUUC